Molecule: messenger RNA, 1409 nt
Organism: Exaiptasia diaphana
Lineage: Eukaryota; Metazoa; Cnidaria; Anthozoa; Actiniaria; Aiptasiidae
Product: protein FAM219A
Exons: 7
Coding region: 247-744 (165 amino acids)
Source: RefSeq, a predicted model, not a curated record
UGCAUGUAUUUUAACAUCAUCAAUGACUUGCGUUGUGGUGGAUACGAAUCGUCAACACCAGACUUUGAACUUUAGGCAACUUCCGGUGGAAGUCACGAGUCAGACGUCCGUCCGCGCACCAAGCAGAGAGACUGGGUAUGAACGAUCAUUAGAUCAAUGGCAAAAGUGUCGUUCAAGUAAUAUUCCUUUAAAAAUAAUCCAAAAAUCCACCCAUACUGACUUUGAAGCUUAUUAGUUUGUAUUUCAAUGUCAAAGGAAAGAACUAAUGGGUCAUUAUACUUGAAUAGCAAUGGAAAUUCGGCUCAAAAGGAGGCUUUGAGUAGCGAUGUUCUUCGUCAAAAAGGUAUCCGACCAUCGCCUUUGCAGAUAAAGUUAGAAGAACAGCUUAAAAAGAGUCGAAAAAGUAAAAAGAAAGAUCAAAAUGGAGUGGUAACUUCACAACCUAAUGGAMUUGCAAGAUAUAAAAAUCCUAAAAGUCACAGACACAAAUCAGACCAAAAACCAUUAUUUUCAAUGGAUUCGGAUAGCGACGAAGAAUUGACRAUAACACGAUUUAAUUCAAAAUCAACAAAUGUCUCAGUAAUGCAAAAUUCAAAGGAGCUUGCAGAAUGUGAGGAAAGAUUGCUCAAAGAUGGUUACAGAUUAGAUGAAAUAUCAGAUGAAGAAGACUUGGAUCUUAUACCUCCACGACACAUAGAUAAUAGAUGCUGCGGUAGCUCCUUUCAAGGGUGCAUUAUAUCAUAAUUCAUAGACAAUAUUUAAUAUCGCAAUUGUAUUUACAUAGUAUUUUUAUAAUCGAUUUGAACCAAAUCUUAUUACAACACAAAACACAAUGAAGGAUCCAACAUUUUCAUACUCGAGCAGUGAAUAGCUCCUCUAUGAAGGGAAAUCUUGGGGAAAAAAACCMUCAGUUAAAGUUCCAGAAUCUCAAAAUUAUAUGCUUUGUCAGACAAAAAUUUUAGAGCCAGUUAACCAAUCGUGUCAAACAUUUUCAAAUUAAACAGUGUAACCUUUUUUUGAAUGGAUGUUUUUUUAAGCGACAAGUUGCUUGAGCUGCUUUUCUGCUUUUUUUUUGGCCGUCUUGUAAGACUUGAUUGCAAUAUGCUGUUAGUUCAUUUUGAAGUGAUCAGUCAAGCUUUAAAAUCCUAAUUCUCAUGUAUAUAUGUAGCAUUAUAAAGACCAAAUUUACUCUUUGGAAAAGYGAAGUUUUUAGUCAAGUACAUGUAGUUAGGUUCUAUAAUUCUUCAGGUAUUUUCCAUUUUUAUGCAAUAUUGAUGUAUUCUGAAUGAAUUCUAAUAUUAUUAUGAUAAAAUCAGUUUGAAAGAAAAACUGUACUUACAGAAUGACAUGAAUGAUAAUAGUGCAAAGAUCUGUGAAUGAACUGAGCAAAAGUAAAAAGGUUAACAAAU